AUGUCACUGUGGCGGCAAUUACGUCGAAUUAUCAGGACGAGUCAAUGCCGACAACAAAUGCUUCUGCCUCGUUCGCCCCUCCUCCCCCCCACCCCUCGUUUCUCCGCGCGAGCGAUUAAUUAAAUAGAAAUUAUCCGAGCGUGCUCAACCCGAGACCUAGUUAUCGCGAGGACAGUGACACUUCGUGACUGCGCCCUCGAGAGACGAGAGCGCACGUAUUCAAGGUAAAAAGAGGCCUGAUGGCGAACAUGAAGAGGAUUUUUUGCUUUGCGCUCAUCUUGAUUCGGCGCGAAUCGCGCGGAGCGGUCGCGUAUGCGCGGCAAGUGAGAUCGCCAAACACGACUAAUUAACUGAUAUCAUCCCCUCUUUGAGGAUUGUGAAGUCGCAUUUAUUCGUUUCUAAAGUCACGCAGAGCCAAGAAAAUCGAAUGCUGCUUCGUGAAUAUUAACGCAUGUACAAUGCACGAGUAAACACUGAAAAAUAUUUUUCGCGGAAUGAAUUCCGCACUGAAAAAUAUUUUUCGCAGAAUGAAUUUCGCACUGAAAAAAUAUUUCUCGCAAAAUGAAUUUUGUACUGAAAAGUAUUUUCGCAAAAGUUCCACUUUCUCGUCAGUAGCGUGCGAGACAAAAGAUCCCACGUUCUCACAAUUUCCACAUUUGGCGUGAUCGCUGAAAUGGUCAAAUUCGCGCGAUCGCUACUUCGUCUCGCGAACCGCCGUCGAGACUAUUUACGGUACACGCCUACUCGUAAUAAGAUAGACCGCGAUGUCGAAUUCUGAUUUGAAAGUUGGUUCGAUCGAAUUGAGUCAUCUUUCCAAGUAGUCAUAGAAACGCGACGCGCCUCGUUACGACGUUAGAUUAGCCGAAGGCCGAGGGUGGUGCGUGAUUGUCGCUUCGUUGCGAGUCGCAGCUCGUUCAUGACAGUCCACUCGGCAGUCGGCGCGAUCCUCGCGAGACCGGUAGCGUCUUCGGCGAAGACUAAUGGAUCGAAGGUACCAGAAGGUCGGUCUGGGGGUGGGGGCGAUUCACAACCCCCCGAGAGCGAAGUACAGCGACGACACGCGGAAGCUAAUUAAACUGUUGAUGGAGGAGUCUAAGUUAACAAUGUUGCAAAAGAAAACGAUCCAGGAGGCCGUGGACAAAGGCGAGUCUCUACCGCCGUCCAUCGAUCGUAGAAAGACCAAGGCCGGUGACGACAUAACGACCGAACACAGUCGUGUAAAUAUCGUGACGCCGCAGAGAAGCGCGGUGAGGAGAACAAAGAACAAAGUGACAGUAUGGCUUUCCCGACAGGUUAAAGCGCCGAACGCCUGGAGAAGACGCUCGCAGGACGCGAUCGUCAGCAGCGGCGCUUACGAGAGGGAGCAGUACCGGAGGACAGCGCCCUUACCCAACAAGGACAAGCAGAAGCGCCACUUUGCCUGUAUGAUGGCUUUCGGCAAGGAUAUGCCGGAGACUCCUCACGGUCCCAAGAUCCUUCAUCGGGCCAGACGGGAGGUACAGAUGAUGCCCGAGAACGUGGAUCCGCUGGAUGAGCUGAUGGCAGCGAUCCGAGAGAGAGUGGAGUUCUUGAAGGACAUGGAGGGCCUCGGGAUGGAGAAACAGUACCGGCCGAUAAUACAGCAGGAGAUAGCGCAGAAGAUACGGCUGAUCGAGAAGAUGAGCAAGCUGAUGCCCGAGGAGACGCGGCAGAAGAUGGCGGAAUUCAAGUACGAGAGACCGCCGCCGAAGCCAUUCCCCAUGGGGGACCUGGACGAUUGAUCUCCGCGGUGUCGACCCGGAGGGUUGAUCAUUUUCAGCGGCAGUGUUGUAGAAUAGGCGCGGCUUCUUCAUCUUCAGCCGUUCGACAAGCCGCGAGUGAAUAUUUCAACGACGGGGACGCAAAUCGCAGCCCGAGUGUGCCAGAUAAAACAAACAUGACACCUCCUAGAAACGUGAAACGUCUCGCUCCUUCUCUCCUGUCAUUUCCCAAAUUAGAGAGGAAUCUGUCUACGUGCAAUAUUCAUCUCUUCAUGUUUGUACACGCAGUUUGUACGGGGCACAAAUAAACGCAAACUCUCGA
Messenger RNA from Harpegnathos saltator (Jerdon's jumping ant), 2061 nucleotides. Its product is annotated as UPF0193 protein EVG1 homolog. Bases 981 to 1760 code for a protein of 259 amino acids. The record is from RefSeq and is a predicted model, not a curated record. The transcript is spliced from 4 exons. NCBI's taxonomy places the organism in Eukaryota, Metazoa, Arthropoda, Insecta, Hymenoptera, Formicidae.